GCUGCAUAUCCAGGAGUAAUCUCUCUCCUCCUCGUCGGUCCAGGUGAGAGGUGCUGUUCUCCAGGCUGCUGGAGGUCUGGACCAUGGCUAUGAAGGAGAGCAUCCUACCCAUCAGCGAGGUGUCCAGCCCCUACCCCGAGGUGGUGGAGCUGAACGUGGGAGGACAGGUGUACGUGACCAAGCGCUCCACCCUGCUCAGCGUGCCCGACACCACCCUGCACGCCAUGUUUGCCCUGUCCCCGCCCCGGGAGCUGCCCCGAGACAGCCGGGGGCGCUUCUUCAUCGACCGUGACGGCUUCCUGUUCCGCUACGUGCUGGACUUCCUGCGGGACCGGCAGCUAGUGCUGCCCGAGCACUUCCCCGAGCGCGAGCGCCUGCAGCGGGAGGCCGAGCACUUCCACCUGGGGGAGCUUCAGAGGCUGCUGGGACCGCGGCUAGCCAGGCACGCCUCCAUGAACGACGAGGGUUGCCACAGCGGUGAGGAGAGUUCCCAGGCCAGCGAGCACCCAGCAGCCCGUAACCCUGCCUCCCUCUCCGACAAGAGGUCAGGGUUCAUCACCGUCGGUUACAGGGGCUCCUACACCACUCUGAGGGAAAGCCAGGCAGACGCCAAGUUCCGGCGUGUAGCGCGGAUAACCGUGUGCGGACGCAUCGCUCUGGCUAAGGAGGUGUUCGGGGAGACGCUGAAUGAGAGCAGAGACCCCGACCGGCCUCCAGACAAGUACACAUCUCGCUUUUACCUGAAGUUCACCUACCUUGAGCACGCCUUUGACCGUCUCUCUGACGCCGGCUUCCACAUGGUGGCCUGCAACUCCACCGGCACGGCAGCCUUUGUCAGCCAGUACCGAGACCUGGACAAGGUGUGGAGCAGCUACACCGAGUACAUCUUCUUCAGGCCCUCUUGCCUGACCCUGUCCCCUAAGCAGGACUGUGACGAACACAAGCAGGAGAAACUCACCGACAAGGGCAGUGAGAGUGGAACAUCCCUGAAAGAGCUCUCCACCUCCAGCUCGGAGACCCACUCGGAGGCCAGCUCCCCCCAGGACGGGCCGGUGGUGGGGGUAGUGGUGGGAGGAUGCGGGGCCCUUCAGUCCGUGUCCCGCCAGCCCAGCACCCUGACCCUGGGUCGCCCCUCCAAGAAGGGCUCCUCAGUACAGUGGAUGCAGCAGCCCAGCAAGCGGCGCAACAGCGAGCUGUUCCAGUCCCUGACGGGAGGGGGGGAGGAGGGGCUGGGCAGGAGGAAGGAGAGGCCUGGUGUGGAGGAGGACAUGAGGCAGUGCAUACAGGACUUCCACAACAUCACAAUCCCACAGGACUUUCCUGAACGCAAGCGACAGUGGCAGUCUGAACUUCUCCAGAAGUAUGGUCUGUAAGGAUCAGGCUGAUUUUUUGGACUCACGGACUUCUGCCAUUCUGAACCAUGGUAACUGAAAGAUCUAUUUCUGGAAGAACAUACAACAGAGUAUUCUAAAGCCAUUCAAAAAUGUAUAAAAAUAAUGUUCAAAACAGACAGCUCAUCAACAAGUCUAUAUUAACUGUUUGACCAUUUUUAUGAAAUUCAUUUGAUUUCUAAAUAAUGUUCAAUUUUUGCUUGGUCUAGAUGAAAAUUAAAAACAGUUUGGUUGUUCUGAAAUACACAUCAAAACAGCACAAACUCUAAAUGGAAAAAUACAUUCAAUAAUAUCUAGACUUAAUCUGUUUACACAUUAUAGAUGAGUGAUUGCCAAUACCAUUUAUGAUCUGCUAUAUUACUCCUUGUAUGUUCGUUUAUGAUGUCCCUAAUCAGUGUGUGAGUUCCAAUGUGUAUUGCUGCCACUGAUAGCAUGUCAUAUGAAUCAUUUAUAAUCUAGAAUUACAAGAGC
This is a messenger RNA of Hypomesus transpacificus, 1862 nucleotides long. RefSeq names its product potassium channel tetramerization domain containing 8 (gene kctd8). Gene Ontology annotation, biological process: protein homooligomerization; regulation of G protein-coupled receptor signaling pathway. Gene Ontology annotation, molecular function: protein binding. Lineage: Eukaryota; Metazoa; Chordata; Actinopteri; Osmeriformes; Osmeridae. The record is from RefSeq and is a predicted model, not a curated record.